AUUAAUUAAUUAAGUAAUAAAAAGUUGUUUGUUAACGUUAGCUUGCAAUUAUUUCGCAUCCCUCCAUUGUUAAAUUAAAUAAGAGCAGAGCGCUCCCCCAUUGUUAAAUUAAUCGUUAGUUCUGUAUAACUACUCUCUCUCUCUCUCUGCAUUGCUUCUUAUAGGUUUCUGCAGCACAAAGGUGAUUUUCUCGGAAAAUGUUAGCUUCAUUCCCGUUGCUAAUCUUAAUUCUGUACAUCUCCGACAACACAACCCCGGCGAGCUGUCUGAAUGACGAAGGCGUAGCUCUGUUGUCAUUCAAGCAUUUCAUCAAACACGACCCGGACGCGUCACUGAACAACUGGAACCACUCCGACGAAACCCCUUGUUCGUGGAACGGCAUCACAUGCAAACAACAAAGAGUCGUCUCCAUUAGCAUCCCAAAGAAGAAACUCUCCGGGAUUCUCUCUUCUUCCUCCUCCCUCGGAUCUCUGUCCGAACUCAGACACGUCAAUUUAAGAAACAACAACUUUUCCGGUGAAUUACCCUCCGAGCUUUUCACCGCGCGUGGACUCCAAAGUUUGGUUCUUUACGGCAAUUCCUUUUCUGGGCCUUUACCGUUUGAAAUCGGUAAUCUCAAAAACCUUCAAACAUUAAACGUAGCACAUAAUUUCCUUAAUGGGUCUUUGCCCUUAUCGUUAAUCCACUGCAAAAAGUUGAGGAAUCUUGAUCUCAGUCGAAAUAAUUUUAGUGGCUCUUUGCCUGAUGGAUUUGGGGAAAACCUGGUUUUCCUCGAAAAGCUCGAUUUGUCCUACAAUGGUUUCGGUGGUUCAAUUCCUAGUGACUUGGGCUAUCUGUCUAGUUUGCGAGAAACAUUCGAUUUGUCGCAUAAUUCGUUCAACGGUUCGAUUCCAGCCAGUCUUGGCAAUCUCCCUGAAAAAGUGUACGUUGAUCUCACCUAUAACAAAUUAACCGGUCCAAUUCCGCAAAACGGUGCUCUAGUAAAUAGAGGGCCGACAGCGUUUAUAGGUAACCCUAAUCUUUGUGGUCCUCCACUGAAAAAUCUUUGUUCUUUUAAUAGUACCGAAGAAGCAAAUUCACCUUCUCCGUUUCCUUAUUUACCCGGUAAUAUUUACUAUCGAGAAAAAGUCGGAAAUGGUGGUAGUGGAUUGAGUAAAGCUUCCAUAACCGCCAUAGUCGUGAGUGAUGUGAUUGGUGUUUGUGUUGUCGGGUUGCUUUUCUCGUACUGCUGCUCUUGUCUUAAGAAGAAGUAUGGUGGUUUUGAGAAGAGGGGUAAGAGUGGUUAUAAAAAGGAUUUUUCGUGCUUCCGGAAGGAAUACGAGUCGGAUGAUUUAUCCGAAAGUAAUGAAGAACAAUACGGUUUAGUGCCGUUGGACGAACAAGUGGCGUUCGAUUUAGAAGAGCUUUUGAAAGCGUCUGCAUUCAUGUUAGGCAAGAGCGGGAUUGGAAUAGUGUACAAGGUUGUGCUCGAGGGCGGGCCCACCUUAGCUGUCAGAAGAUUGGGCGAAGGUGGUUCGCAAAGGUUUAACGAGUUUCGGACGGAAGUUGAAGCUAUUGGAAAUAUAAGGCAUCGGAAUAUCGCAACACUUAGAGCUUAUUAUUGGUCGUUGGACGAGAAGUUGCUUAUUUACGAUUUUGUCCCUAACGGGAAUCUCUCUAAUGCAAUCCAUGGAAAAUUUAAUCUUCUAUGGUCGGCUCGAUUGAAGAUAAUGAAAGGAGUGGCAAAAGGGUUGGUUUAUUUGCACGACUAUAGUCCCAAAAAGUACGUACAUGGCGAUUUGAAGCCGUCGAAUAUUUUGCUUGGAGAAAAAAUGGAGCCGAAGAUUUCCGAUUUCGGCCUUGGGCGUCUAGCUAAUAUAGCGGGUUCGAUUUCAGAAAUUCCAAUCUUGCCCCCGGCUUCUCCUUCUAAUUCCGUCUCGUGUUAUCGAGCUCCCGAGGCGGCGAAAGGGGCAAAGCCGUCGCAGAAGUGGGAUGUUUAUUCGUACGGAGUGAUAUUAUUGGAGAUGGUAAGUGGAAGAUCGCCGUUGGAUCGAGUGGGGAACUCGGAAAUGGAUAUCGUCCGUUGGAUUGGGACGUGCAUCGAUGAGAAGAAACCGAUUUUCGAUGUGUGGGACCCGCAGUUAUUGCGAGAAUCGGAUAAAGAAGAAGAGAUUGUAGGUGUUUUGAAGAUUGCGAUUGCGUGCACGGAGAGAAGUCCAGAGAGGAGGCCUUCGAUGAGGGGUGUGUUCGAUGUACUGGAUAAACUCACACUGUCUACGUGAUUAAUUAAUAAUUACUAUAGUAUAUUUCAAUUAUUCCAUUAUUAGUCAUUCCAAAUUUAAUUUUUUAAUUUAAGUUGCAUAUAAGUGAGCACACGUGAAAGGUGUAUAAAGAUGAAAUUGCCAAUCCAACAGAAAAGUUUGAGCGUUGACUUGGCAUGACUACUGCUCUUUUAUGACUUUUAUGCAUUUAAUUAUUUUUAUCUU
Erythranthe guttata (spotted monkey flower) is the source of this 2465-nucleotide messenger RNA. Its product is annotated as receptor protein kinase-like protein ZAR1. The record is from RefSeq and is a predicted model, not a curated record. Gene Ontology annotation, biological process: protein phosphorylation. Gene Ontology annotation, molecular function: ATP binding; protein kinase activity; protein binding. NCBI's taxonomy places the organism in Eukaryota, Viridiplantae, Streptophyta, Magnoliopsida, Lamiales, Phrymaceae.